Debaryomyces fabryi is the source of this 381-nucleotide messenger RNA. RefSeq lists its product as uncharacterized. NCBI's taxonomy places the organism in Eukaryota, Fungi, Ascomycota, Pichiomycetes, Serinales, Debaryomycetaceae. The coding region runs from base 1 to 381 and encodes 126 amino acids. Gene Ontology annotation, molecular function: tRNA binding. The transcript has a single exon. The record is from RefSeq and is a predicted model, not a curated record.
AUGAAAAAUAGAAAAGUUGCAGUUUUGGCAAACUUGAAGGCGUCGAAACAGAGGGGAGUGAAAUCAGAAGCCAUGUUGUUGGCAGCGGAGAAAACAUUCGGCGAUGAUGCCGAAUCGAAUGACGUAAAGGUUGAGUUGAUCAAUCCACCUACAAACGCCAAAAUAGGAGAAAAAUUAUAUUUUGAAGGCUUUGUAUUAGACGAGUAUCCCUCGAAGUUAAAGAGUAAAGCAUGGCAGGAGAUACAGAAGCAUUUGAAAACGACAUCUUCGGGACAAGCUGCAUAUGUGACAGACGAAGGUGGGGAGUGUCUCUUGAAGUCCAUUAAUGAAGCAUCAGACAGUGCUUUCGCAGAAACAUUGAGAAAUGCAAUAAUACGUUAA